UCAGUCACAUCCUCCGCUUCCAACAAGCAACAACAUCCCGGUUUUGCACAGCAAACGAAACAACACUGCCACAAUGAAAUUCGUCGUUGCAUUCGCUGCCGUCCUUGCCUUGGCUUUGGCUGCCCCAGUCGACGAGAAGGAUGCCCAGGUCCUAAAGUUUGUGAACGAUGCUUCCGCCGACGGUGGAUAUGCCUACCAGAUUGAGACCAGCAACGGUAUCCAAGCCCAGGAAACUGGCGAAGUGAAGAGCUUCCCAGAGGAUGUGGUUGCCGUCGUUGUCAAGGGAUCCUACUCGUACACCGGCCCAGACGGUGAGGUCUACACCGUGAACUACAUCGCCGAUGAGAACGGUUUCCAGCCAGAGGCCGCCCAUCUGCCAAGAGCCUAAACACUGCCACAACUGCCACAACCUCCUCAGUCACAAAAUGUACACACCCUCACAACUUACUCAUCCUGUAAUCUAGUGUAAAUAAUCGCCACAAAAAUGUACAAAAUGGUUUCGAAAAACGUGUAAAAUAAAUUGUUACAGUGCUUAAAUAUUCAAA
Molecule: messenger RNA, 545 nt
Organism: Toxorhynchites rutilus septentrionalis
Lineage: Eukaryota; Metazoa; Arthropoda; Insecta; Diptera; Culicidae
Product: cuticle protein CP14.6-like
Exons: 1
Coding region: 74-388 (104 amino acids)
Cellular component (GO): chitin-based extracellular matrix
Molecular function (GO): structural constituent of chitin-based larval cuticle
Source: RefSeq, a predicted model, not a curated record